Messenger RNA from Cydia pomonella (codling moth), 2215 nucleotides. Its product is annotated as serine protease inhibitor 3/4-like. Lineage: Eukaryota; Metazoa; Arthropoda; Insecta; Lepidoptera; Tortricidae. Gene Ontology annotation, molecular function: serine-type endopeptidase inhibitor activity. Bases 39 to 1241 code for a protein of 400 amino acids. The record is from RefSeq and is a predicted model, not a curated record. The transcript has 8 exons.
AGAGAAUAUGCGUCAGUAUAAAAACAUACGCGGUAAAGAUGACAUCGAUUCACGUUGCGAAUUUCGGGGCGCGGUUCUGCAAUGAACUGGAUAAAAUCAAAAACUUCAUCUGCUCUCCUCUGUCGGUGGAGACGGUGUUGGCGUUAGUGGCCCUCGGCAGCAGCAACGAAUCUCGCGCAGAAAUAUUCAAGGCACUUGACAUCCCUAAUGAAGACAAUCUUUUUUCCACAUUCACAUCACUGACGGCAACUCUAGCUUCGAAGGACCCGUCAGAAUUUAAAACAUGUGAAGACGUUACAUUAAAAAUCGCGAACAAGAUCUACGUGAAGCAUGGAGGAGCCCUAAAGGCGGCUCUCAAGAAGGACGCCGAAGAAGUCUUCCAAGCCAGUUUGGAACAAAUAGAUUUUACACAAAGUAAUAAUGCUGCGAACGCCAUUAAUAAAUGGGUGUCAAAUCAAACCAACAAUACUAUUAAAGACAUUGUUUCUGCCGACAUGCUCGAUGAAGACACACGACUAGUACUCAUCAAUGCCAUCUACUUCCACGCUUUCUGGGAGUAUCAAUUUGACGCCGACGAUACAUACACCAGAGUAUUUCAUGUCAAUAAAUCGACGAAAAUCGAUAUUAAACAGAUGAGUUUGAUGGGGAAACCUUUUAAUUACAAACACAGUCCCGAGUUAAAGGCCAAAAUACUGCAGAUGUUCUACGUUGGAGGUGAAGCUAGUAUGGUGAUAGUUCUGCCAGAUGAAAUCGAGGGUCUGAGUGCUGUGAUGAAACAACUGGCAACCGGGUAUGAUCUGAUGGCAGAGAUCAAAAGUCUACAAAAAAAACACCUUCAAGUAAUCAUACCUAAGUUUAAAAUAGAAUCGGAGAUCAAUCUGAAGGAACUGUUACCUAAGAUGGGAAUCAAGGCAAUUUUCGAUCCAAUUAAGUCAGAGGUCAACAUGUUGUCAAGUGAUGGUCGACAAUUUGUAUCCCAAGCCAUUCAAAAAGCCUUCAUCGCGGUGGAUGAACUGGGCACGGAGGCGGCAGCAGCCACAGUGAUCAUGCUUCGAGAAUGUUGCGGCCGUUUUUGGACCGGCGAAACGUUCCACGCGAACCGUCCUUUCCUGUAUGUACUCAUGGCUCACGAGGUCCCUAUAUUUUAUGGAGUUUUUCAUGGAUCAGAAAAGGGAUCAUCCAUUAAUGACAUCACACGUUUAGAGGAAGGGAGGGGGUCAAGAAAAUGUGACAUGUUGUGACAAGGGGAAGGGGGAGUCACAAACUUUGCGACGUCACUUUAACCCAACACAGUAACCCAAUUUUUUUUAUUCGCUGUGCACUUAUAUAACGUGUUUUUGGAACGAUAAUCAUUUUUAUUCGUUUAAUUGUCUUUCGUAAUCGGUUUUGUCUGUUUUGGGUUAUAAAAUUACGAAUAUCUCUUUUAUCAAAAACAUUUUGAAAAUAUAUUAGUAAGUAAUACCUAAUUCGAUUUGCCGAUUUCGUUGAAAACAAAAUUGCUAAAAAUGUGACGUGAGGGGUUUGCCAAAUGUGACCAAGUAUGACAACGAGGGAGGGAGUCAAAAAACCUCGAAAUUCGUGUGACGUAAUUAAUAAAGUAAAAUACAGAACUAGAUCUUUCACAAUAAAUCACAACAAAAUCUUCGAAUAGACUAGAUACUUUCCGGUUAAAUAUUUCGUUCGAUUUAUGAUUAACUAUAUUUACCAGAUUGAAACUAAUUAAUUAAAAAUAUUUAAAUACAUAAGUACCUGUGGACUAAGCCAAAAGCCAAAAGGAACGAGAACAGAACCCCUAGUGUAAAUUUAUUCGGAAGCGUGACGUGACUUACGCGUUUGCGUUAAGUCCAUGUCAAGUCUCAUUUAGAAACAGCGCGCCUAGCGAAGUUUUGGAAACUGAAAAUCCCAUACAAAAUGAGACUUAACGCAAACGCGUGCGUCAGAUUUCGCUAUCGAAUAAAUAAUUUACACUAGGGGUACCUACUGGGCAAACCAAACGCUCGUUAGGCAGACAACUUACAACCAAGAGUAAAUAACUGGCAAGAAGUAGCUCAAGACAGAGCGUAAUGUUAUGAUUGGGGGAGGGCUUUAUCCGAGAGGGGUCGAAACCUACUUAGUUUUAAAUAAAUUCAAUUAAUUAUUUUAUGUUACUUCAUUAGUUAUUUUUAUCGUGUCUAUAACUAAAGUUGAUUAUGGAAUAAAUAAGAUUCAAAUUGAA